AUGGGACCUCUUCAUGGUAUUCCUAUUAGUUUCAAAGAUCAAUUUCAUAUUAAAGGAGUGGAAACUGCCAUGGGCUAUGUUGGUUAUUUGAGAGAAAUUUUAGAAUACAACUCGAUACUUGUUGAUUGUGUACUUUCUCUUGGAGGUGUGGUUUAUGCCAAAACAACCGUACCUCAGACUCUUAUGCUUGUUGAAACUCAUAGUGGACAAGGAAGUCUUAUUGCAUUAAAAGGAAAUAUUUGUGGUUUUGGAACUGAUCUUGGUGGAAGGGUUCGAUUUUCUGUGGCUGUGAACGGUAUCUACGUUUUGCGACCCUCUGAUGGACGAAUUCCUUAUCGAUUGGCAAGAAAUUCACUUGAUGGACAAGAAUCAGUUCCAAGUGUCGUAGGUCCUAUAACGAGAUCGCUAGAAAAUAUUCGAACGAUUUUCAAAGCCAUUGCGGAAACAAAACCAUGGUUAGCUGAUCCCAAAGUUCACAAUAUUCCGUGGAGGGAAGAUAUGUUUCAAGAAUUUCAAGUAGGCAAAUUAUGCUUUGGUGUAAUUCGAUUCGAUGGACUUGUUCAUCUUUCUCCACCUGUUCAACGAGCGAUUAAUGUAGCUGUUGCAGUUCUGCGAAAAGCCGGUCAUGAAGUUGUGGAGUGGGAUACAUCGGAUCAUUUAGAGGUUAAUAAUGAAUUCAAUGUUCUUUAG
This is a messenger RNA of Rotaria sp. Silwood2, 690 nucleotides long. Lineage: Eukaryota; Metazoa; Rotifera; Eurotatoria; Philodinida; Philodinidae. The record is from the annotation of a GenBank genome assembly.